UCUAUUUCAACAUUUCCUUGUUUCUUAGAGAGAAUAUACAUCUAUUAAAAAUAAGACUUCGCUGCUGGCUGGUGGAGAAAUACAAACUAUGUAUCCAGUUACACUUUUGUGUGUUUUUCUUGUUGCUGUUAAUGUCAAUGCCCUUGACAUUCGACAUCAUAAUUAUGAAGACAUGCAAAAUUAUCUCAAAGCUAUAUCCAACAAAUGUAGUAAUAUUACCAGAAUUUACUCUGUUGGGAAAAGUGUAGAUAACCGUGAUUUGACUGUUUUGGAAAUGAGCUUACAACCUGGUAAAUACAGGCCUCUGGUGCCCAAUUUUAAAUAUAUUGGCAACAUGCACGGUAAUGAAGUAUUGGGACGUGAAAUGCUUUUAUAUUUGCUGGACUAUCUUUGUGAUGAGUAUUUGAAGGGAAAUCGAACUGUUGUUGAUUUGAUCAGCAAUACAAGGAUCCAUGUAAUGCCAAGUAUGAAUCCAGAUGGUUAUGAAAGAUCAAGUGAAGGUGAUUGUGAAUCAGUCAAAGGUAGAGCAAAUGCAAAUGGUGUAGAUCUUAACAGGAACUUUCCUGACCAAUUUGUUAAAUAUAACCAAGAGAUGCAACCUGAAACUAAAAGCAUCAUCAAAUGGUUGAAAAAAUACAGUUUUGUUUUGUCUGCAAAUUUGCAUGGUGGAAGUCUUGUUGCUAACUAUCCAUAUGAUGAUGAUCCACAAAUGGCAGAAAUAGAUAGCCCCAGUCCUGAUGACGAUGUAUUUCGUCACCUGGCGAAGGCCUAUUCUUACGCACAUCCAAAAAUGCAUUUUGGCCAAGCAUGUAGAGAGUAUUUCAAAGAUGGAAUUACUAAUGGUGCCCAUUGGUAUAAUGUUGCUGGUGGUAUGCAAGAUUAUAAUUACUUAAACUCCAAUGCAUUUGAAAUUACUGUUGAGAUGGCGUGUUGUAAAUUUCCGAAAGCAAGUGAGUUGGAAGGAUUAUGGAAUGAUCACAAGAACUCACUGAUCACAUACAUGUCAAUGGUGCAAAUGGGAUUAAAAGGAUUUGUUAGAUUUUCCAAUGGAACACCUAUAGCUGAUGCCAUUAUAACUGUUACUCGUCCUGGAAAUGUACAGGAUGGUAAGCACCCAAUCAGAACAAGCAAACAAGGCAAUUACUUCCGGCUUCUUCUUCCUGGUGUGUAUAAUGUCACUGCUGUUGCAGCUGGUAAAACUAUUACGACAGAAGUUACUGUUAUUGGUAUACCUGCCACCAUUGUCAAUUUCAUCAUCAGUGAUGAUGCUAUUACCAGUCAAAGCAUUCAUGAAAUGCAAACAAGAGAAUUCUUUGAAGCAGAAAAUGCUGCAGCAAGUGACCAAUAUGAUGAUACAACAGAGAAGAGAGUACUCUCACCCUUGCCAAAAGAAAAGCACAGCAAAGUAAAACGUGAUAACAUGGCAGCUGCUGGUGUUAUUGUCAGCAUUGGUUUUAUUGUCUGCAUAUUAGCUGGUAUUGUUCUGUAUCGUAAAGUAAAAGAAUUGCGUGCAACAGAGAAAGGUUACCAUAAAAUAACCCCUGAGCAAAUAUAUACAGAAGAACCAUAAUUCAUGAUAUAAAUGAACUAAUUUAAAAUAACUUAUAUGAAAAGCACACAUGUAAUCAGUUUUAAUUUUAUGUUGUUUAUCCCUUACUUAGUUUUAAUUGUAAUUUUGUCAAUUAAAAACAAGACUUAAGCAGAGUAAUUAAAUUAUGCUUUUAAAAUCCUCAUGGAAAAAUAAGAAAUUCUUCUUAACUCUGUAAUAAAUUUUUGAGGGUCUAAUGGAUACAAUAAAAGUGUAAAGAAAACAUUAAGAUGCCCUUAUUUUUUGUUUAUAUAUUUGUUUACAUUUGUUUACAGUAACUAUAAUAAAUAAAACUAGAUUUCAUAAUGACUUAUUAAUUUGCUUGUCAAUCUUAUUGUUCAAGAAAUUGGUAGACUAGAAAACAUUUGUGAGUAUCGAUUCCCACAAUUAUUUAAAUUAGUCUGCAUUGUAUUAGCCUGUUCAAUGUUUAUUUUUUACACUGAAACUCAAAAUUUUGUGUUACAGAAAAAUUCAAAACAAUAUCAUUAGGUACGUUGUACAAGUAGAUUUCCACAAAUUACAUCUAAAAUAAAAUUAAUUCUAUUCUUUCAAGUAAUGAACUAUAACUUUCACACAGUGCUUUUUGUAGGAUGUGAUUAUGUUGUAUUUUCUGUUAUAAUAUUGCUUGAGUAUUUUUCAACAUUGAUUUUAAUAUUUAUAUAUUUUAUUUGUUUAAUUUAACUACAAUCGGUGACAACAAAAUUGGCACAACAUCACAUAAUUUUUAAAAGAAUUCCUAGACAACUUACUCACUUUCUUUAAUGUUUGCAGAAGGCUUGAGACUUACGAUCUUACGGUAUUUGGCUAAAUUCAUAAUCUCAAGCUGGACACUUCAUGGGACCUGAGAUCGAUUAUUCCAUAAUUCCAGCACGUUAAAAAAGUAUUCUAAAUGCUGCUUGGCAUAGAAGUAGGGCGGAGUGAUGGCCAACUUUAAAAAAUGUUAAAAAACUGCCAUUGUGCUGAAAUGUUUUGUCAUCAAUUGCAGAUGUUUCUGUUAGCACAUGAAAACAUUUAAUGGCGUAACUUAUUUAUUAAUUUCUGCUUCACAAGUAUAAACAAAUAAUGGAUUAUAAUAUCCCAUAUUAAAUUAUUUAAACAUAUUUUCAUGAAUGAGUGUUUUGAUUCAAGAAUUCAAACUCAAGUUAAGACUGGUGCUUUUAUUUAAUGAAAAGAUAUGUUUGGUCAUAGUUCGUCCUAUUAAAGAUAAUAUGCAAUGAUAUACAGCGUUAGCAGUCUCAGCAUGCUGACAUAAGCAGCGGGAUUCCCGUAGUAAAACAAUAUAGUCACAUGAUCUGAGGCGAGUAUUAGAGAUUAAAAUAAAUGCUGUAGAUAUACACAAGGCAAAAAAGUGGAAAAAAUAUAGAGCUUUAUUUAAUAAGCAAUUACAUGGAAAACACAGAUGCAUUGCAUUUUCAACGUAGUAUAACUUUUCAUAUGGAUUAUAUCAACGAUAAAUAAUUAGGCUUCGAAAAUCUUUUUUUUUUAAGUAGCUAGCUAAUUAUUUACACAUGUUUAGCAUCUUUUCAGUAACUUUAGAAAGUUACGUAUUAAUGCCGAAGAUUAUUCUGAAUAUAAAUAAUUUACUUAUUAGUGAAUAAAAGAUUAUACAAACAUUGUUUUCAUUUUCCCUAAAAAUAGAGCUAACCUACCAUGAGGUUUGUUCUGCUGUGUCUGACAUUUUGAUUUUUCUAGAGGGAAAUUGUUGUCGGCAUGGGUAGCAUGCAUUGAUUGAUAAAAAAGUUGUGGAAAAAACAGCUGAGUCAUUUUUUGUUUUGCUCUCAUAUCAUUGCAUAUUAUAUUUAAAUAAAUUGAAAAUAAUGUUUGAACUAACUGAUCUCUGAAAAAAGCUAGUAACAAAAACUGACUUGUGUAACUUUUAGCUUGUUAUAUAAUAGAGGGACUUGUUUAGGCAAAUACAUGUAUGGUGGUAACAUUAGUUUAUUUUUAUAUUUAUGUUAUUCUUAUAUCAUGUAAUUUGGAAAAAAUAUAAAAAAGGUGUGGUAAAAAAAAACAAAA
Hydractinia symbiolongicarpus is the source of this 3604-nucleotide messenger RNA. Its product is annotated as carboxypeptidase D-like. Gene Ontology annotation, biological process: proteolysis. Lineage: Eukaryota; Metazoa; Cnidaria; Hydrozoa; Anthoathecata; Hydractiniidae. The transcript is spliced from 4 exons. Gene Ontology annotation, molecular function: metallocarboxypeptidase activity; zinc ion binding. The record is from RefSeq and is a predicted model, not a curated record. The coding region runs from base 89 to 1570 and encodes 493 amino acids.